AUGGUGUACAAAGCCACUGCUACUGCUCCAGAGGUUGAUAACCUAGGAAGAGCCCUAGUUGCAAAUAGGGAAGAUGCUGUUUAUACACUUGUUCUUAUAAUUUUAGAACAUUUUAAUGGUAGAUUCACCAAUCAGCAUAUUUCUCCAAAUUGUAAGCUUCAAAAGCUUAAAUCUUUAGGUCUUGCUAAUGAUGUGCCUGAUCAAGUUUAUGGUUUGUUAUAUACCUCAGGUUCAAAAUCUGAUUAUAAUGCUGAAUCUGAAUCAGAAAAUGAUAUUGAGUUGCCUGAUUUAUCUGAUAGUGAUAACACUAAUGCUUGUUUGGAUUGCCAAGGAGAUUUUUGUACUCAGUUUGUAGUACCCGAUCCAACCAUUUCCAAGAAAAAGAGUCAUAGAUAUUCUAAGGAUGAUAAACCUUAUAGGAAGGAGAGAUCUAGAUCUAGAUCCAAAGAAGAACAUGAAGCUAGGAAAGCUUAUCGCAAAUCUACCAGAUUUAUGCAAAAUAGAUCCAAGAGAGAUCUUGCUAAGAUUAAGUGUUACAAAUGUGGUGAGUUUGGGCAUAUUUCUCCAAACUGUAAGCUUGAAAAGCUGAAGUCUUUAGAACUUGAUAAAGACCUUCAUGGUAAAGUUUAUGGAUUGUUAUACACCUCAGGAUCAGAAUCUGAUUAUAAUUCUGAAUCUAAAUCAGACAAUGAAGUUGAUUUGCUUGAUUUAUCUGAUAGUGAUAAAAAUGUUGAUACUACUUGUUCUGAUUGUAAAGGUCAUACCUGCACUUGUGAUGAUGCAUUUUAUAAAUUGCAAUCCCAAUUUGAAGAUUAG
Molecule: messenger RNA, 816 nt
Organism: Capsicum annuum
Lineage: Eukaryota; Viridiplantae; Streptophyta; Magnoliopsida; Solanales; Solanaceae
Exons: 4
Coding region: 1-816 (271 amino acids)
Molecular function (GO): zinc ion binding; nucleic acid binding
Source: RefSeq, a predicted model, not a curated record